AUGGUGAGGACCGCGACCGCCCCUCUCCCUCACCCCGCGGUCACCGCGCUCCGCCCGCGCGCGCCCGCACUUGCCUACGGCCACUGCCCCUUUUGCCUCGUCCGCGCGCACGCGGCUCGCCUGAACGCCGCCGUCCCUGUCCCCGCUUCGCCGCGACGCUUGUCGAGCGCCGUCACCGCGCCCGCCGUCCACCCCGCGCGCGCUCGCCCCGCUGGAACCUCCUGCCUCGUGCGGCGCAGCCACUGCAGCCCCGCGCUCGCCUGCUCGUGCGUGGCCUCGCCCGCGCCCUUGCCCGCCGGAGCUGUGCCGCUGGCCGCGCCGUCCGCAAGCCCUGCUGCGCUCGUCGCCAGGCCGCGACCGCCGCCUCCCCGCACCGAUGCGCGUGGCCUCCCCACACACGCCGUAGUCGCCCGCAACCGCACCCCUCCGCGCCGGCUUCCUUCAUCGGAGACGGCCGGCCGGCGAGCCCCACCGUGGCCGCCGGCGCGCUAUGGCGCCCGUACCCCCCCCCCCCCCCGCUGCGGCUCGGUCCGCCCCUCGUUCGGGCGCCGCCCCAUUAACCGCCACCCGUGCGCCCGGUAA
Messenger RNA from Aegilops tauschii subsp. strangulata, 582 nucleotides. NCBI's taxonomy places the organism in Eukaryota, Viridiplantae, Streptophyta, Magnoliopsida, Poales, Poaceae. The record is from RefSeq and is a predicted model, not a curated record.